Gigantopelta aegis is the source of this 4107-nucleotide messenger RNA. Its product is annotated as pyruvate dehydrogenase [acetyl-transferring]-phosphatase 1, mitochondrial-like. The coding region runs from base 344 to 1861 and encodes 505 amino acids. The transcript has a single exon. The record is from RefSeq and is a predicted model, not a curated record. Gene Ontology annotation, molecular function: protein serine/threonine phosphatase activity; cation binding. NCBI's taxonomy places the organism in Eukaryota, Metazoa, Mollusca, Gastropoda, Neomphalida, Peltospiridae. Gene Ontology annotation, biological process: protein dephosphorylation.
UUUUUUCCUCUUUUUUUUUUUUAGUGUGUUCGUGUGUGUGUGUGUGUGUGUGUUUGUGUGUGUGUGUGUGUGUGUAUAUAUUUAUUUAUUUAUUUAUUUAUUUAAUUACAUUCGUUCAACAUACCUAGCAAGUAACUUGUAACAUUGUUAUUUAUAGUACUAACCUUUUUGGCAAGUGCUUCCGGUACAUGCCUCUUUUCCGGUAUUAGCAGACGCAAAGUGGUUUCUGUCAAUGUCAAAAUGAAUAACUUCAGAUCUGUGCAGUCGCGAUGACGUUCCACCUUUAGUUGUUGAUUCCGAUUUGUUAGCAAUGUUCAGCAAGACGUAACAGGUGACAGAACUAAUGUAUCUGCGUGCAAAAUCCGGACUGUCAUCUUUAGAAGCCUUUUCCACGUGGCUCUGUGUCAGAAAUGGCUUGUCCGCGUGUGCCAGACCCAGAAACAUAAAAAAAUAUGUUCCGCGUCGCAGUUUUUCCCUACGAAGUUUUCGUGGCCCAGAUGCUGUUGAAUAUCCAAGACUUACACCACAAUUAGUUACCACAAUCUUGAGGCAUCAAGAUAAUAGUGUGGACGAAAAGUAUGGUGCGGUUAAAGGUUUUGAAACCAAUCAGUUGCCCUCCAACAACCCCAUUGAAGACAGGAGAGCAGAGGCCAAGCUUGUCCAUAACAUAAAGGAAUCGAGUCACUUGGAACGAUUCUUGUUUGGUGUUUUUGACGGACAUGCAGGAUGUGCCUGUGCACAAGCUGUGAGCGAGAGAUUAUUUAAUUACAUUGGGGUGUCACUGUCAACACCAGACAUUUUGCAAAAAAUUCGUGAUGGACAGCUUGACUUGCAAAAUAACCUGGUCAGCUUCUACAGGCGAGAUGGAUUUGAUUAUGUAAACAGCGAACUGAAAGACAAGUUUCAGAAAAGCUUGGGAAAUUUUGCCAGUGAAACUUUGGCCGUUUACAAUGAAGAUGACACAGUGGCAGAAAAUAUUAUUAAUGCUUUUGUCAGACUUGAUGAAGACAUAAGUAUGGAGGCUUUGCCUCAUUCACAGUUAGACUUUGAAAGUCUCCAAUGUGCCUUUUCUGGUGCUGUAGCUUGUGUGGUGUUUUUGGAUGGAAUAGACUUGUAUGUCGCAAAUGUGGGUGACUCUAAAGCUGUCCUUGGUGUUAAUUCGCAAGAGGAUCAAUGGGAAGCUGUGGAAAUGUCCCACGAUCAUAAUGCAGAAAAUGACACGGAAGUGCAACGCCUUUACAAGAACCAUCCAAAUGAAUCUGCAAAUAUUAUCAAGAAUGGCCGUCUGUUUGGAGACCUUGCUCCCCUUAGAGCUUUUGGAGAUGUUCGAUACAAAUGGCCAGCUAAAGACCUCAAGCAUAUUGUCAACACUGUGCGACAUCCCCACUCAUUUAUCAGUAUGUAUGGCAACAGACUUAUUCCUAGGAACUAUCAAACGCCACCUUACCUCUCAGCUGAGCCUGAAAUAAUUCAUCGCAAACUCACUCCAAAAGACAAAUUUCUCAUUAUUGCUUCUGAUGGUUUGUGGGACAAUCUCACUCCGGAGAAAGUUGUAAAGCUCGUUGCAGGUCAUCUUGAUGGUCAGCAGGUGUUGGUCAACUUUCAGCUGCCCAGGGAGGAUGUCACACUGAAGGAAGUGAAUGAGUUACUAAUUCGUCGGAAAACGAGCCUUGCCCAGAAAAUCGUUGACACUAAUGUUGCUACUCAUUUGAUCCGGAAUGCGGUUGGCCCAGAACACGGUCAACUGUCGGCUCAGCUUACCUUGCCAGACAGCAUCGUUAGGUUUUACAGAGAUGAUAUUACUGUCACCGUGGUUUACUUUGAUACAGAUUAUAUCAUAGAAAAACUUAAAUUACAGUAGAUUUUGAUGUACAAAGUAUGUAAAAAAAAUUAAGAUUGGUUUCAAAUUUAAACUGUCAUUAUCACAGUGUGUCUUGAUCGCUAUGCUUCCAGUGAUGUACUGAUAGCUAGUGGGGGAAAGAUAGCAUUUACAGAGAAGAUAUUAUAGUUAUUUACUUUGAUAAAUACCUGUAUUGUGUAAAUAGUACUAAAUACAGCUAUUUGUGAUACCAGAUUUUGGCAUAUUUAGAUUUGUUUUAGAUUUAAACAUUAGGUUAUUCUCAUAUGAUCGAUGCUAUCUGAGCCUGGCUGGCAUCACUAUAUUGUAGAAGGCAACAACAUUGUUUAUGGAUUAUGUUAUGGGGCGACAGGAAAAGAUAUAACGUGGUGGGUAGAAAAGAUUGGGGGGGGGGGGGGGGCAUGGUGCUGCACUUUUAUUAUUGUUGUUAGUGUAAAAACUAUCCACUGCUUUUUUAUCUCAUCCAACGUGUUACAAAAUACUCCCAUUUUGGCAGCUUCCCGCUGUUUUACUAUGUUCAUCACCAACAUCUUUUCUCAAGUAUUUUCACCACUCUUAAAUUUGCAGGCAGAAUGCAUGCACCAUCCAAGAAAUAUCAUUUGAUCACUCCUUUUAGUGCUGUAGUAAAUAUAGUGUCCCAGUGGGUACUUAGAUCUCCAUCCUCCUUUUAAAAAUAUUUUUUAACUUACGUGUACAUGCAUGUUAAUGUUUUCACAAGUUGCCACAUAAAAAUUGAAAUUUAAUCUGGCUAUAUUUUAUUGUGAAUCUGUGAAGAAUGCAAUCUCUGUGACAUGUGAUCUGUUUAGUUAAAUGCUUGAUCUAUUUUAUCAUAUUAAAUGUAUGUUUGCCUAAACAAAAUCCAUAAUUUUGCUAAUUAUGAAACAAAAUUGUAAUGAUUAAUUCACAAUAGUUUUGAAUCAGCUUAAACCAAAUCCAGUUUCUUCUGUUGGUGAUAACGGCUCUCGAAUAUGAGCUUAUAUCGAGGCAUAGCACGUUCUUGACCUGGGAGCUGGGGAUAGUGGACUCUUUUAUCUACAUUGUCCAUGGACACCUAAAUGAAUUGCUUAAUAUUACACUGUAAAAAGUAUUUUAGCUUCAACCAAUGCCCUGUUGUAUGUCAGUUGCAAACAAAAAUCAGUAUUUUGAUUCCUUCCCCACUGCACACUGUUUCCAUACCUGCAGUGUGUGUGUAUACAUUUUGGGGUUGGGUGUAAACGACAUGAAAUUUAUACACACACAUUUUCCUCUCCUCUCCCCCCCCCCCCCCCCCCCCCACCAGUUUACAGGAACCUAAAGUGAUGCAUACAUGUGUGAAACCUCAUCAGGUUUACAUGAAUUAUGUAUAAUGUGAAAGGUUAAUAUAUUAUGUAUAUAAAAUAGUUAAUAUAUAUACAGUUGGUACAUGGUUUGCAUACAUGUACAUGUUUGUACGUGUAUCUAUUAUUUCCCACCCACUCCAAUGUGACAUGCAUGUACCAUUAUGCUUUAAAAAAAAGUAUAAUAAUAAUAUUUACAGUUGUACAUGUAAUAAAAUUGAAAAUAUGUUUUAAAUAAAAAUGACAGCUACUAUUGAGAGGGGAGGAUUAUUUUAUGCUUCAGACAAGAAUCAAGAAAAUUUAUUAAUACAAAAUGGGGAGGGAGAAGUUGGCUUUACUAUUACAUGUAUUUGCAUUAACUACUUAGAUAUACCUUUUUAAUUUUUUUUUUUUAAAGGCAUUUGAUAAUGUUCCAAAAUUAAUUAUAAGAGCAUCUAUGAUUUAAAAGUAUUUUUAUUCAUACCCACACAGUGUAACUAUAUAUAUAAUAUUAUAGCUCGUGAUCUUCUGUUAUCAGUAUUUAAUCAUUAUUAUGUAUAGGACCUCACCCCAGUGUUUUUCCCAGGUCCAGGGAUGACCAAAUGAUUUUUUUUUAAACCAGGACUAUUAAUUUUAAUCAAUUUGCUAAGUAUUGUGUUGGGAUGUUCAAGAAGAGACUGUACCAUUUUCACAACCCUUUAGUAUGUGACUUGCUUAUUUGGAUGUUUGUCAUCCCAGUUAGCAUAAAUUGUCAUGCCACUCAUGGAAACUCGUUCAUGCACUCAUGGAAACUCAUUCAUAGUAACAUAUGUAUCUAUAGCUUCUGUUGCAAUCUCGCAGUGCAGAGCAAAAAGACUUGCAAGGAUGAUGAUGAUAAUAAUAAAUUCUUUAUUUAGUGAGGGUAACGCAGUUAGCAAAAGGUAAUCUUCCCUGAGGCCCUCAAGUACAAACAAU